Messenger RNA from Hylaeus anthracinus, 3461 nucleotides. RefSeq lists its product as uncharacterized. Gene Ontology annotation, biological process: regulation of DNA-templated transcription. The record is from RefSeq and is a predicted model, not a curated record. Lineage: Eukaryota; Metazoa; Arthropoda; Insecta; Hymenoptera; Colletidae. Gene Ontology annotation, molecular function: DNA-binding transcription factor activity, RNA polymerase II-specific; RNA polymerase II cis-regulatory region sequence-specific DNA binding. The coding region runs from base 1 to 2937 and encodes 978 amino acids. The transcript has 17 exons.
AUGUCCCAGAACAACCUCCUCCAAGGAUACAACUGGGAGUCCCAGUACGAAGAUCCGCAGGUGCAAUUCUCCCGUUCCAUUCCAGACGAGGUCAUCAGUGUUUACGAAGUUUACGUGAAAGAAGAGACUGGAGACUGCGAUGGGAGGAACGAUGUCACCGUCGUACCUGGUUUGCCGUGUACCAAUGACCAUCAGUUAAUCCAGAAUGAUUGCAUGAAUCUGGAUGUAGCCAUAGACUCCGAGGUGAUCAAUAUCGACGGGAGUGUAACAAAAUUGCUUGGAAAGGACGCUUAUAAAUACAAGCUUUUGGAACAACAUGCCAAUAUGCCCGAAGAUAACGUUAUGGUGUACUCGCAUCCUGUCGCGGAGGCUCCUUCCUCGUCCGCCACUCGUAUGAUCGAUAAAGAUGAUCCAAGAUCGAAGCUCCAUUUUGUCAAGUACCUAAAGCGCGAUGGGAAGACACUGAAAAUAUGGGAGUGCGGAAUUUGUUCGAAGGAGUUCCGGCAUCAGUACACCUUGAUGAGACAUUUGCCAACUCACACCGACGAGAGGAACUUUAAAUGCGAAGCUUGCGGCAAAGCUUUCCGCCAGUUAUCGACACUGAGCCAGCACAAGGCGAUACACAGCGACGCCCGACCGUACGUCUGUGAAUUUUGCAAGAAAACUUUCAACAGAGUGUCUACGUUGAUCUCCCAUCGGAAAACUCACUCGGAACACAAGCCGCACAAGUGCCAGGUUUGCGGGAAGGGAUUCCAUCAAAAAGGCAAUUUGAGGAACCACGUAUUUACUCAUACGAACGAGAGGCCGUACAAAUGCGAGCUCUGCGGCAAAGGCUUCAAUCAAAUGUCGAAUUUGGUCUGCCACAAGGUCAAAGCGCACGCACACGCGGAGAAAAUGCAGUACGUGUGCGGAAUCUGCGGCAAAGAGUUUCCGCGUCGAUUCUCUUUGAGAUCGCACGAGGAGUACAAGCACGGCAUAAAGUAUCGACAUCCGACCGCAUCCCAGCCGGGAGUGAACGAUCCGAACAUCAUAAGAAAUAAAAACGUCAGGAUCGUGCAAUUGCCCAAUGGGGAUCGCAAUCAGACCAUCGAAGUUAGGAACAAGGAUCCACUGAUCGCGCCUGACGUCAUGGAGUCCGUGGUGAUCGACAAGAUCGAUACGAAGGCGAUGGAGAUGGCAGUCCUCGAAGGUCAAACGCCCUUCGCCCUCUUGAAACCAGCCAAAGGAAUUCCUGUCCUCGUCAAAGUCUCCCCAACUGGAACUCACAAAAAUAUUUUGACGCCAGCGACGGCCGAGGAUCUACGAAUGGCGGGGAAGAUGACUCUGAGCCCGACGAUCGCAUCCGAUGCGGACAGAAUCAAGGCUGUACAGAUCAAAGUACCCGUGGUGGCCACUGUGAUCCAGAACGUGGAUCUCGAUGGAAAGAUCAGUUUCAUCGUUGAGCCACCCGGACCUGAAAAUGAACACGAGAGCCUGGUCACGGCAUUGGAUUCUCAGUUCACGUACACCGAGGCCCCGAGAAACGAGCCAGAUCGCCAGAACGGUCUUGUCGUAUCCUCGGCGAUGGAGGAUUGCAACGAGCUGCUGGAAUUGGCCGCCCAGGGUGGAAUACAAUUCGUGCGAGCGACCGAGGAUGGUCGUUACGAGGUGAUGACGAACAGCGAAGCCCGCGACUUGAUGGCGCAGAACUCCCACGACGUGACCAUCCUGGACGGCGAGGAAGCGGACGCAAUCAAUGUGGUGAAUAUGCGCGGCAACGGGGACGUCAUCAUCGGGGAUUCCGAUAAUCAGAUCAUGGUACUCGACUCGGCAUCGACGCAGAAGCCCGUGCCGAUGGACACUAUCGAGAUCCUGGAGGACAAGGACAUCAGAAUUCUUGACAGCAAGGGCCUCGAGGAUCGUUUCGUGGACGGUAUUAGUUUCCUCUCGCAGCCGAAAAUCGAUGAUUUGAUCCUCGGCUCGAAACCUUUGUCCAUCGAUGGCGGCGCGGCUGUCAACGAACACGAAGACGAAGGCAUAGGACUGCCAUCGAACCAACAAGAAUUAACGAGCAUUCUCAGCCAUCGAAGCGACUUUUCUACCCUUUCGAACGCGUCGCAGGCAUCGAUAUCCUCCCUGUUGCUGAAAAGUCAUCCACCGUUGUCGAUGCUGAGCGAAUCGCUUCCGUACCUGAAGAGCAACACGAGCCUGACGGAGGAUUUGAAUAUUCUGGGCAACUCGACCAUGGAAGACCAUCACUCUGUCUACGACUCCAAGAUGAAGUUACCCUCUGUUUUCGACGACAGCGAGUCUGACGCAGGAUUGAUACCCAUCAGCCAGGCGGACAUGAAGCUGUUGGGUUCGAUACAUCAAAAAACCAAGGUCCUGGGCAGUAAAAUGAAUUGUCUAUCAUCGUCGAAGCUGUUCUCCGGCUUGGGCGAAGUGAAAAUCUUGGGCCCCAAGAACCACGCUCAGGAAAUCAUGGCGCCUCAGUAUUCAGACAUCAAAUUACUAAGUUCGUACGAGCAGUUUUUGAAGAACACAGCUUCGAACACGAACGGCUGCGAUACCAACGUCGUGAACACCUUCGGCGGAUGCAGGAAGGAGGUAAAGAUUCUUGGAAAGAAGUUGGGAACGGGCAUUAUCACCAGCACGGAGGAUGGCAACGUCGUGGAGGUCGUCGAAGAGAAAACUAAAUUGAUGAUGGACGCCGCAGGAGGUUUUUGCAACAACGUGGACGACAACACGGUGAUUUCAUCCCCCCGAUUGGAGAGGCAGAUCGCCGAAAAUGGCGUCCCCGACAGUUUCUUUCUCCAAGCUUGCAGUCCGUGCGACUCGGACUUUCUGAAUUUCGAUAACCGUCUGAAAGACACCUCGCCCGGCAGCCAUUACGAGAGAGCCCAAAAGGAUUCCAGGGACAGCUUCUGCUGCACCGGCGGUCUGCCCGAUCUCGAUUGACGAAGAAUCCGAUUCCAUCCCCGAAACCCCCUUCAGUCUUGCCUCGCCGUGAAAGAGUGUCGUGCGACGUUAGGAACUUUGUCGGCGACCGCUGAUAUCUCCCCGUGGCUGCGGAGGAUUUAAUUAGAGCACUUCGGACGUGCGAAUCGCUCGUACGUGGACGAACGCCUUGAUUCGGAUUCCAUCGUAUCGGCCGAUCCGGUUCGACGAUUCGUUGACCGCGUGCGAUUAGUAGAAUUUUGUUUUAUACCCCUUGGACUCGAAUGCUGUUUAUUAGAAUUCUUGUGCUCGACCGUCCCGCGCGCAUCGAUUUUAUCCUGUUAGACGUUAUUCUCGCGCUGAAUCUUUUUUUUUCUCAAUUUCUUUACGCGUCGUUUUACUGUAGCCAAUUUUUUUUUUUCGGCCGAUUCUCGCGCCGAAUCGGGCAGAAAUCGUAGUUUCGACGGCUUGGAAACUUUCGAACGGAACCUUUAUCACAAAUUGCGGAAGACGGUGCUGAGUUCGAAUUUCUUUCUUUCUUUCUU